Drosophila subpulchrella is the source of this 1153-nucleotide messenger RNA. RefSeq lists its product as uncharacterized. NCBI's taxonomy places the organism in Eukaryota, Metazoa, Arthropoda, Insecta, Diptera, Drosophilidae. Bases 30 to 1040 code for a protein of 336 amino acids. The transcript has 2 exons. The record is from RefSeq and is a predicted model, not a curated record.
UCCAAAAAAAAAAAAAAAACCAGAUCAAGAUGCCCUCCCUAUGGCUGUUAGUCUCGAUGCUGGCUUCGGUUAGCUGCCAGGACUAUCACUACCAUCGCCCUCAGACUCCUUUUGUGGCGGAAAACCACCAUCGGCAGGCUCAGACCCAGCAUCGUACCACCAAGUUCGUGGUGCAGACUUUGGGUCGCACCUACGGCCUGGAAACGCAGAGGGCACCGGCCGUCUAUGAGGAUCACCAGACCCAGGUUUACCAGGUCUUGGAGCAGCGUCAGGUGCCGCAGUAUCAGCAGCAAUAUGCCCAGUAUCGGGCUCCCCAGCAGCAGUUGCACACCUCCAGCUACCAGAAUCCCCUGCUGGUCAGCACCAACUAUCAGGGGCCACCCUUGUCCCCGGCUCCUCCAGCUCUUGCCCAGCCCCUGAGCCACUAUGGGCCACCCCAGCAACAGCUGCAACCUCAGCAUGCUCCCAAUUACUUUCCCCAACAGCAGCCAGCUGCCCAGCCACCUGCCACUUAUUUGCCACCUCAGCAACCUGCCCAGAAACUCUUCUUCGGCAAUCCCUUUCCCUAUGCUCCAGUCACCACAGGAUCGGGACAACAGGUCCUGGACGCAGGACAUGGAUCUGGAGUGGCGCCCAAUGAGGUGCAGGCUCAGCUGUUGCAGGCCACGGGAUCGGCACAACCGCAAACCCGGGUGGGUGACCAUGUGGGUCAGUCGCAGAGCUCCAACCUAGAUGGCUACGACUACAAACAGACCAUUGCCGGAGAUACCAGGGACUAUCAGAGGUAUGUCACUAGGUGCCCGGGAGGAGGAGGUUGCCAGCAGAAGGAACUGAAUCCUGGCGAGCUGGACGAGAGCCACCAGAAGGUCCUGCAGACUGUGAGGGCAUCCACGCAGGCGCGUGUGGAGGGCUGCUACAAGAGCCCGGUGAUCUAUGUGCCAGCCGGAGCAGCUGUCAAUGAGCAGGGUCAGCUGCGACCAAAGAAUCGACGCUACUUCGAGCGCAAGGAGCAGAUCUUCUCCAGAUAUCCCUACAACUAAGUCCCUUCCUCUCUAAUCACUCACCGAAUUUCACAUCGAAUUUAUUAGUUGUUUAUGCCUAGUUGUCCAUUCGUUGAUUGUUGUGUAAAUAAAUCGUUUAAAAAUUACACUUU